AUGCCAACGACCCCAAAGAAUUUGGCUCCGGCGACCGCACCAGUAGAGAAGGCUUCGGAUGCGAUGGACUUGGAUCCCCAAGCAUCGACGUCCUCGGCAGAUACCCAAAUACGCCGCGCGUCUCCGGAAGUAAGAGUCCUCUCCAAGGAGGAAAAAAUUCAACUCCUCACCAAAGAACACAUCCUUCUUUGGAAGAGGUACGAAGCGUUACGACCAUCCGGCGCUACGGAGGAGCUCAAAGUACUCCUCGGUCUAGCGCAGGAGAGUCAGAAGACUCUCCAGAAACUAAUCCCUCGAGCCGAACUCGAAGAGUACGUCAGGGGCUGGAACCCCUGGACGGUCAAGAAGGAAUUGUAUCCGACCACUUGCAAAGAGGGAGGAGGAAAGAAAAGAAGCUCCUCCUCCCAAACGAGCUCCUCCAAGAACAUGUUAUUCAACGACCCGAGUCGUUGGAAGAGAGUCAUGCGGGGUUGCAACACCCUCGAGGCGGCUUACCGCCACAUGGAUUAG
This is a messenger RNA of Puccinia graminis f. sp. tritici CRL 75-36-700-3, 510 nucleotides long. RefSeq lists its product as uncharacterized. NCBI's taxonomy places the organism in Eukaryota, Fungi, Basidiomycota, Pucciniomycetes, Pucciniales, Pucciniaceae. Bases 1 to 510 code for a protein of 169 amino acids. The transcript has a single exon. The record is from RefSeq and is a predicted model, not a curated record.